This is a messenger RNA of Impatiens glandulifera, 678 nucleotides long. Its product is annotated as E3 ubiquitin-protein ligase RHA2A-like. Gene Ontology annotation, biological process: protein ubiquitination. The transcript has a single exon. The record is from RefSeq and is a predicted model, not a curated record. NCBI's taxonomy places the organism in Eukaryota, Viridiplantae, Streptophyta, Magnoliopsida, Ericales, Balsaminaceae. Gene Ontology annotation, molecular function: ubiquitin protein ligase activity. Bases 12 to 515 code for a protein of 167 amino acids.
UCCGACCAGAGAUGGGAUUAAUAGGCCACGUCAGCGACUGUUCAACAGAAUCAAUCCCAAUCCUUGUCAUCGUAAUCAUCGCCAAAUUCAUCAGCUAUCUCCGGUCGAAAGCUAACGCCGUUUUCCACUCACUGGGUUUUUUCAAGCCGUCCGAUCAAGAUGACGUGGAUAGGGUACUACUAAUGGGUGAUAUUGGAUCGGGUUUGGGUAAUUUGACUAUAUUAGCCGAACAGUUGAGUGUGAACCGGGUUAUUUCUGAGACGUAUGGGUUCAAAGAAGGAGAACCGGAGGGUUUAGAUUCAUGUAUUGUAUGUUUGUCUUGUUUAAGAGAAGGAGAUCAAGUUCGCAGGUUAGAAUGUCGACACGUGUUUCAUAAGAAGUGUUUUGAUGGAUGGUUGGAUCAUCUUAACUUUAAUUGUCCACUUUGUCGAACCAUGAUUGUAUCGAAAGAACGUGUUGCUGAAGCUCAUCGGAAAGCCAAUAGAGAUGCUGCUGCUUUUUUGUAUUUUCGUUGAAUGAAGAUUUUGAUUCAAAAACUUGUUUUAGAGAGAGGGAUGAGAAUUAUCUUUUGUUUUUAUGUACUUUUUUGUUGUUGUUGUUGUGUUUUUUGAUUUCCAAUCAAAUCGUGUAAUGUUUUUCUUAUGAAUUAAGAGUUGGUCUUUAAUGGGUAUUUUUUAG